UUGCCUAUACUCUCACAUCAGCGAUGAAUCGCUCGCAAGAGGAUACUUAACUCUACGCGUGCGCAUCAGCCCACCUCUAGCGGCCUCGACACAGCCGCCUCUUGCAGCCACUUCCAAGGUUUCCAAGGUUCCCGUCGUCUCUAUGCCAGCGUGCUGAGCCACCGUCAGCCCCGAGCACCCCGGCUACUUCCAUGGUUCAACAACUCCACUUCUGAGGGCCCAGCAACCAGCACCUGUUCCUACACAAGACACUGACAGCAUUGGCAUCUCGAAAACCCUUUGUCCUCCUAUCACACUUCUCGAACUCUCGAACCAACCAAUUCGCCUUCGGAGUACCGAGCUUCCAACCCGCCUAGGCUGGAUUGCCACAGCUCCCGGAUCUUCCCUGUCUGACCGAUCGAGAGAGACCGAUACAAAGACCUCCUUUGCAUGAUCGUGCUUCAAGGUCCGCGGAAACGAUGCGGAUACCCGUAGUUCGCAACGAAGACUCGUCGAGUGCCAAGCGGGCUGUCAAGACCAGCGGGAACAGUGCCAAGACCGUCGUCAUCUCUGUCGUUGUGGUCGUCGUUCUUAUUCUCCUCAUUGUCGGCUUCGUCGUAUGGUCCCGGAUCCGCGCGAAUCGUAACAAAUUCAAAGCGAGAAGAGCAAGAGAGGGUGCGGGGCCUAUAGCUGCACCGAAAGCAGAGAAGAAACAGAAAUGGAAGUGGAAUUGGACGCCGUGGAAGAGAAGCCAUGAGUACUCGGACCGGCUUCAAGAGCCUGAAAGUGGACGGGCUGCAAGCCGUGACCGGGAGAUGACAGCGUCCACGAACGACGACACUACGGCCGCCGCCGCUGCUACCGUCGACCGGAAUACCUCAGUCCGCAGCGUCAUGACGCUUCCUUCAUACUCCACCGCAGCUCGCGAGAACGAACGCAUCCUAGCGCGAGAAGGCGAGCGCGGCGGCGUCGACACCGUCCUCGAAUUCCCCGAAACCAACGACGAGGAAGAGCAGAGACGAGAAGACGAGAUGGCCUCUCUCUACCAGAUUCGCCUCGCGCGCCGAGCCGAACAGCGCGAGCGUGAGGAACGCAGACGACUCAGACGCGAGGCCCGCGCAAGGGGCGACCACCAUGCCGUUGCGGAGCUCCGCCAGCGCGCCGAGAGCGCCGCGUCACAGAAUGCCUCCCAGACCCUCAUCGCUGAACACCAGGCCGCAGCCGCAGCCCGCGAGCGCCGCGUCUCCAGCGUGCAAUAUGCCGAGCUCGGUGUCCAGCGGCACGAUGGCACGCGGCUGCGCGCCAACUCAACGGAGAGCGAUGUUCGUCCGCUCCUCGACUCUUCGGCGUCUAUUGGGGGCGGGAGUCAAACAGCUUCUACACUGAAUACGCACUACCGUGGCCCGUCGGCGUCGUCGAUUAUGACAGCCUCGACACGGGCGUCAGAUGAGUAUGAUUUCCCCUCUGCGCAGCGAACGACCACCGGUACGAGUGCGGGAGACGACUUCGAAGUCAUCUCGUUGCAAGAGUCGCGGUCGAGGUCUAUUAGCCAGGGACCACCCACACCCGGCAUUGACACCGAUAUCCCGCAUGUCAGUCCCCCGAACUAUGAUGACGGAGCGUGGGAGGAAGCACCGCCCUACACGAGCCCUGUGAAUACGCGUGCGCCGCAGCUGCCAAAUCUCGAGCGUCUGCCGUCGAUUCAUGUUACGCAGGAGCCGCCGACGCCUGAAGCGGGGAGGAGUGUUGCAUCGUUGCACGGGCAGGAGCCGAGAAGUGGAUGAGAAGAAAAGCAAGAUAUGAAGAGGACUAUGUGAUGGAGCUAAUCUUUUUUGAUUUUCAGCGAGUGAGGAAUUUUUGUGUAUACGUGGCCACGACUUGAAGAGAUUGGACUUUCUUCUGAUGAGAUUACGGGGCAUGAGACGAGGCUUUGAGCUGUGUAUUAUAGGGGG
Messenger RNA from Mytilinidion resinicola, 1931 nucleotides. RefSeq lists its product as uncharacterized. The transcript has 2 exons. Bases 459 to 1763 code for a protein of 434 amino acids. The record is from RefSeq and is a predicted model, not a curated record. Lineage: Eukaryota; Fungi; Ascomycota; Dothideomycetes; Mytilinidiales; Mytilinidiaceae.